AUGGGUUACACUGUCCCUAUUCGAAGGAUAUAUCAGUUUGAGAAAUGGAAAUGGCUAUUGAUGGUAGGUUUGGUGGCUGCUACUCAUUUGUUUUGUCAGUCCCUAAUACUUCCUUAUGGCAAUGCUCUUCUAUCUCUUAUACCUGACGGAACUGUACAUGAGAAGGUCGAGCUUAUUUCUAAGCAAUCAGCUGCCGGCAAGUCUAUGAUUCUUGAUGAUCCUCUUAUUGAUAAUGGGUCAAAUUUGGCCAACAAAUCUCUACUCACUCGGAGCAUCAAACGGGUGGGGCAAACAGAUGCCAUUGCUGGCAGUCGAGAUGACGAAAUAAUUAUGACCGAGGAAACUGAGAAAGAAAAUCAAGUUCUUUCUGAUAGCAAAGGUAUUGAUAAUGCUGUUGAUUUUGUUGAAGAUGCCAAUCUAGACAAUGACAUGGCAUAUGAGAUAGGGAACAAAGAUGAAUUGGAUUCAGUGGAAAGUGGUGAUCAAGCUCAUGAUUUUGAUUUGGAAAACAAUGGUGAAAUUAAGGCCAGCCUGUCACUUGAACAGGUUGUGGAGCCAAAUAAUCAUACUUUAUCAGACAAAAUGCCCAGUUCGAGUAUAAUGAUGAAAACUGAAUUGACCUCCGCCAAUUCAUUGGUUAAUGUAACAUUUUCAGGAAACUUGGCAUCAAAUGUAAGCAUUGUCAAUAGUUCUAAUUUUGAUGCAUCUUUAGGGGAAAAAGAAACGAUAGCGCUUCCGUCUGAGUCUGAGGGGAGUAGUGUCCUCCUGCAUACUCAUGCUACUGGCUCAAGUAAUAAUUCUGCAUUAGUAAGUAACCUGGCUAAAAAGAAGAUGAAGUGUGAAAUGCCUCCAAAAACGAUAACACCAAUCCCUGAGAUGGAGCGGUUGCUAGUCCAUCGCCAUGCUCGUUCCCGUGCUAUGAGACCCCGAUGGUCAUCAGAACGUGACCGUGAAAUAUUGUCUGCGAAGGCACAGAUUGAGAAUGCUCCAGUUAUAAGAAAUGACCGAGAACUUUAUGCUCCAUUAUUUCGAAAUGUUUCAACUUUCAAGAAGAGCUAUGAGCUUAUGGAACAAAUACUUAAGAUUCAUGUCUACAAGGAAGGAACUAAACCCAUUUUUCAUCAACCAAUCCUCAAAGGAUUAUAUGCAUCAGAAGGAUGGUUUAUGAAACUGAUGGAGGGAAAUAAGCGUUUUGUUGUGAAAGAUCCACGAAGGGCACACCUUUUUUAUAUGCCCUUCAGUUCUAGAAUGCUUGAAUACACACUUUAUGUGCGUAAUUCACAUAAUCGUACAAACCUCCGCCAGUAUUUGAGGGAUUACUCUGAAAAAAUUUCAUCCAAGUACCGCUACUGGAACAGAACUGGAGGGGCAGAUCAUUUUCUGGUUGCUUGUCAUGAUUGGGCUCCAUAUGAGACAAGGCACCACAUGGAACAUUGCAUGAAAGCACUGUGCAAUGCUGAUGUUACGUUAGGUUUUAAAAUAGGAAGGGAUGUUUCCCUUCCAGAAACAUAUGUCCGUUCUGCGCGGAAUCCUCUUAGAGAUCUUGGAGGAAAGCCAGCAUCAGAGAGGCAUACUGUUGCUUUCUAUGCAGGACAAAGACCCCGAUAUGAAGAUCUUUGGUCCAAUGCCUCCUGGCGUAGCCAGCAAAAUGAACUACAUCCAGCACAUGAAAAGCAGCAAGUAUUGUAUCUGUCCCAGGGGCUAUGA
Coffea eugenioides is the source of this 1707-nucleotide messenger RNA. RefSeq names its product probable glycosyltransferase At5g25310. The record is from RefSeq and is a predicted model, not a curated record. NCBI's taxonomy places the organism in Eukaryota, Viridiplantae, Streptophyta, Magnoliopsida, Gentianales, Rubiaceae. Gene Ontology annotation, molecular function: glycosyltransferase activity. The transcript has 5 exons. The coding region runs from base 1 to 1707 and encodes 568 amino acids.